Aspergillus puulaauensis is the source of this 1047-nucleotide messenger RNA. RefSeq lists its product as uncharacterized. Gene Ontology annotation, molecular function: dioxygenase activity. The transcript is spliced from 3 exons. The coding region runs from base 1 to 1047 and encodes 348 amino acids. NCBI's taxonomy places the organism in Eukaryota, Fungi, Ascomycota, Eurotiomycetes, Eurotiales, Aspergillaceae. The record is from RefSeq and is a predicted model, not a curated record.
AUGGCACCACAUCUUGAUAACGAUGCAGCUACGGCAAAUAGAGCACCUGCCGAAAUAAAACUGGUUACGAUAUCGGCUGCAAACCUUUUGAAUGGUGACAAGCAGACCCAAGAUGAUCUGUUGGACGCUUGUACAUCCCUGGGAUUUUUCUAUCUGGAUUGUCGGGACCAUCCAUUUCAACCCACUAUGAGCCUGGUAGACAAGGUUUCAGCCAUGGCACUCGAAUUCUACGAUCUCCCUCUGGCUUCCAAGGAGCAAUGGACCAAAUUGUCUUUUGACGAGGUCAAGGUUGUGCCUUUCGCAUACAAACCAGUUGGCAAACAAGAAGGGGCCGUGAAGGGCAAAAAGGAUGGGUGGGAAGGAAUUAUAAUGAUGGAAGCCCCGAUGGCCCAGGUUCCUCCAAUUUCUCCCUUCCCGGGACCGAAAGUCCUUCAAGAUUCCAGGAGUCUUAUCCAAGAGACUCAGAGCCACCUUGGCCAGCUCAGUCGAGCAAUGGUCGAAAGCCUUUCACGCUCACUGGGCAUGGCCGGCAGCAGGAGCCUAACCCAUUAUCAUCAGACAGACAUCUCCGCUCCAAGUGACCUCGAAGUUCUGAAGUAUCUGCCGUACACCCCUGGUUCUGAGAAUGUUGGCCAUAUUCCUCAUACAGAUCUGGGCAGUAUCUCUAUGGUUUUCUCGGAAGUUGGUGGCCUACAGGUCUUUCACCCCAUCCAGGAGGAGUGGAUGUUCGUCCCACCAAAGCCAGGCCAUGCAGUAUGCAAUAUUGGAGAUUCCAUGGAGUUCUUUUCAGGGAAUGUGCUGCGAUCCUCACUGCACCGUGUCGUCCCUUACACACAAGAUCCAGGCAGAACCAAACUCUCCAUCAUCCACUUCUUGCGGCCGAAUGGGGAUACCGAAUUCACCGGUGCAGAUGGACAGCAGUGGAAGGUCUCUGACUGGAAUACGAUGAAGCAUAAACAGUUCUACGAGCGUCAACACCGUCUGGAUAUUGUGACCCGUCGGGAGGGACAGAAUGACUUUUGGCAAGAAAAGGCUGUGGCGGCGUAG